Molecule: messenger RNA, 3050 nt
Organism: Sarcophilus harrisii (Tasmanian devil)
Lineage: Eukaryota; Metazoa; Chordata; Mammalia; Dasyuromorphia; Dasyuridae
Gene: PDE7A
Product: phosphodiesterase 7A
Exons: 13
Coding region: 875-2251 (458 amino acids)
Molecular function (GO): 3',5'-cyclic-AMP phosphodiesterase activity
Source: RefSeq, a predicted model, not a curated record
AAAUGAUAAUCUCUUUUAUUUCACAAGGUUGUUGUGAGGAUCAAACAAAAUGUUUUGGAAAUACUAAAAUGGGGCUUAUAUGUAUAUGUGUGUGUCUAUAUUACUGCUGUAUGUAAAUGAGUGGGAAAUGUUUUAGUAAUUCAGACUGGCCUCCUUUAUUUUUACUCAAAAUUAGUAUGUUUUUAUUAUGUUUAGGCUAUUAAGAACUUAGAUUCUUUUUAUACAGUCUUCUAAUAUGUUUUUUUGAAAUUAAUGCAAAAUCCACAUUUUUAAAGAUUAGGUAGGUCAUAAAAACCAUGUUUUAAUAGUUUAUUUAAAGUUUUAGGCUAUGUAUGUUCUCUGCAAAUAAAUAUAUUCAUCUUGAUACUGGUAUAUGUGAAAAUAGCUGGUGAAAUUAUAUUAAGGAAAAUUUUGAGGAAGCUCAGAUUUUUCAGUCAUGCUGACAUUCUAUUAAUAUUAAGAUAUUUGUUUAUUUAAUUGCAAUUUGUUUUAUGAAUAUUAAGUUGACUGAAUUGGGCUUUAACUUUUUCAUCCAUGUUUUGCUAAACUAUUAGGUAAACCUCACUGAUUUUAAAGUUCCUGCUUUUCCGUCUCCCUAGAGCCCUCUUAUUUUUCAUUAUUGCUUAACUUUUUCUACCCCCUACCUAGUAUUGUGGUGUUUAGCAAAUGUUCUGUAAUGAGACCUACAGGGUGGUGCAUUCCCAAAGAAGUCAGGUGAUUGUUGCAUUAAGGCAGCUGCUUGAGGUUCAAGUCAGUCAGUGCCCCUGCCUUCUGCUGCCACAGGAUCUCUUGUUAUUUAUCAAAAUUCUUAAAUAGCUUUCAAUACUAGCUGAUUUUUAAAGAAAGAGUAUGCUGAAGUCUUUUGGGUGAUCCAAUGGGAAUUACAUUGAUCUGGUGUUUGGCUUUGGUUCUCAUCAAGUGGAUUACCUCUAAGAGGCGAGGAGCAAUUUCUUAUGACAGUUCUGAUCAAACUGCAUUGUAUAUUCGUAUGCUAGGAGAUGUACGAGUAAGGAGUCGGGCAGGAUUUGAAUCAGAAAGAAGAGGUUCUCAUCCAUACAUUGAUUUUCGUAUUUUUCACUCACAAUCUGAAAUUGAAGUGUCUGUGUCGGCCAGGAAUAUAAGAAGGUUGCUAAGUUUCCAGCGAUAUCUUCGAUCUUCUCAUUUUUUCCGUGGUGUUGCUGUUUCAAGUUCAUUAAAUAUUUUAGAUGAUGAUUAUAAUGGACAAGCUAAGUGUAUGUUGGAAAAAGUUGGCAAUUGGAAUUUUGAUAUCUUUCUCUUUGAUAGAUUAACUAAUGGAAACAGUCUAGUGAGCUUAACCUUUCACUUAUUUAGUCUUCAUGGACUAAUUGAAUACUUCCACUUAGAUAUGAUGAAACUUCGGAGGUUUUUAGUUAUGAUUCAAGAAGAUUAUCAUAGUCAAAAUCCUUAUCACAAUGCAGUUCAUGCUGCUGAUGUGACUCAGGCCAUGCACUGUUAUUUAAAAGAACCGAAGCUUGCCAACUCUGUAACUCCUUGGGACAUCCUACUGAGUUUAAUUGCAGCUGCCACACAUGAUCUUGAUCACCCAGGUGUUAAUCAGCCUUUUCUUAUUAAAACAAAUCAUUACUUAGCAACUUUAUACAAGAAUACCUCAGUAUUAGAAAAUCACCAUUGGAGAUCAGCAGUGGGGUUAUUGAGAGAAUCUGGUUUAUUUGCCCAUAUGCCAUUAGAAAACAGGCAACAGAUGGAAAACCAGAUAGGUGCUUUGAUUCUAGCAACGGACAUUAGUCGACAGAAUGAAUAUCUGUCAUUGUUUAGAUCCCAUUUGGACAAAGGAGAUUUAUGUUUAGAAGAUGCCAGUCAUCGACAUUUCAUUUUACAGAUGGCUUUGAAGUGUGCCGAUAUAUGCAACCCGUGUCGGACCUGGGAACUAAGCAAGCAGUGGAGUGAAAAAGUUACAGAAGAAUUCUUCCAUCAAGGAGAUAUUGAAAAAAAGUAUCAUUUGAGUGUGAGUCCACUAUGUGAUCGGCAAACAGAAUCAAUAGCCAACAUUCAGAUUGGCUUUAUGACAUAUCUAGUGGAGCCAUUGUUUGCAGAGUGGGCCAGAUUUUCAAAUACCAGACUAUCACAGACCAUGCUUGGUCAUGUGGGACUCAAUAAAGCCAGUUGGAAGGGAAUGCAGAGAGAACAAUGUAGCAGUGGUGAUGAUACUGACACUGCCUUUGAAGAAGUAGACUCUGAAUUAUUACCUCAGGAAAAUCGAUUGUUAUGACCCCACCUCCGCCUGAACUGCCCAGAAUCAGUGGCACAAAACAGACUUUUGGAGGAUUUUUUUUUACAAACUGUGAAAUGAAGUCUUGAGGUGAGAGAACCUAAUUCUUGUCUGCUGAGGUUUCUAAAUGAAUGAUGCCAGCAUUAUUUAUUUCCAAGAUUUCCUUUAAUGGAUCUUUUAAACCCACUUUCUGUUACAAGACCUGAACAUAUAGCAAUAUGCAUAUGCCUCAGCUGACUUUUGUGGGAACCCUUAAUAUGCAAAUCGCAGCAGGGACAGGAUCCUCCUGGAGGAUCAGGACAUUUCAUGGUUUGCCACAUGUGUGUGUUUGAAAGCAAAACUGUGAGCCUUAAAGUGGCUCCUUCAGCAGAGGUCUCUUGGAACGGAACCAAGCUGAUGGGACAAAAUGUAAAGAAGGUCUGCCGCCACUAGUUCUCACUAUGGAAACUAUGGAACUGUGAAGUGCCCAGCCUCUGCUGCCUGUGACAAGACUUGAUGUUUACAAAUUGACUCUAAAAAUGUGGGUUCUAAAUUUGCCUUGGAGCAUGAUUGUGAAAGAACCACUCAAAUUUUAAGAUCAAAUCUGAGACUGCAGCUCUUUACCCAAACAUCCCCUUUUUGUUUGACUCUCUCCUGUCAUUUGGAUGCCACACAAGUCUCCCAUUCGCUAUGGUUUUACUUUAUGCACUGGUAACUAAGCUUUUAUCAGAGAAUACAACCCAAUUUCCACUCCAGUGCUGCAUAGGAAUGUAAUUUUGUUUUUAAAGUAGAAAUACCCAGUUUUGAAUUAAGAGGUGGG